This is a messenger RNA of Suricata suricatta (meerkat), 4592 nucleotides long. RefSeq names its product DiGeorge syndrome critical region gene 2 (gene DGCR2). NCBI's taxonomy places the organism in Eukaryota, Metazoa, Chordata, Mammalia, Carnivora, Herpestidae. The record is from RefSeq and is a predicted model, not a curated record. Gene Ontology annotation, cellular component: membrane. The transcript has 10 exons. Gene Ontology annotation, molecular function: protein binding. Bases 220 to 1869 code for a protein of 549 amino acids.
CGGUGCGGAGCUGAGCAGGACGGCCGCCAUCUUGCGCGGAGCCGGAGUCGGAACCCGAGACUGAGGCUGCGAGUGCGCGCGAGCUGGCUGCCCAGUGUAGCCGGGGCCUAGCUGGAGCUUUCUCCCGUUGCUUUUCCGCGCCCGGCCCCUAACCCUCGGCCUGGUCCGGCCUCCCCGCGGGGUCACGCGGUCGCCCCGGGGACGAUGAACGGAGGAUAAAUGGUGCCCAAGGCAGACAGCGGUGCCUUCUUGCUGCUCUUCCUGCUCGUGCUCACCGUCACCGAGCCGCUGCGGCCAGAGCUGCGGUGCAACCCAGGGCAGUUUGCCUGUCGCAGUGGCGCCAUCCAGUGCAUCCCCCUCCCCUGGCAGUGUGACGGCUGGGUGACUUGUGAGGAUGAGAGCGAUGAAGCCGACUGUCCAGUGACCGGGGAGUCUCGUCCUUACCAUGGGAAGGAGGCUGUGGAUCCGAGGCCAGGCCGGACCCGAGGCAGCGACCCCAAGCACUUCCACGCGGUGAACGUGGCACAGCCUGUGCGCUUCAGCAGUUUCCUAGGGAAAUGCCCGACAGGAUGGCACCACUAUGAAGGCACGGCCAGCUGCUACCGGGUCUACCUGAGUGGAGAGAACUACUGGGAUGCCGCGCAGACCUGCCAGCGUGUCAACGGUUCCCUCGCCACCUUCUCCACCGACCAGGAGCUGCGCUUCGUCCUGGCCCAGGAAUGGGACCAGCCAGAACGGAGCUUCGCUUGGCAGGACCAACACAAGUUGUGGGUUGGCUACCAGUAUGUCAUCACCAGCCGGAACCGCUCCUUAGAAGGCCGCUGGGAGGUAGCGUUCAAGGGUUCCUCAGAAGUGUUCCUGCCGCCAGACCCCAUCUUCGCCUCGGCCAUGUCGGAAAGUGACAACGUGUUCUGCGCCCAACUCCAGUGCUUCCACUUUCCCACCCUCCGCCACCACGACCUGCACAGCUGGCAUGCGGAGAACUGCUACGAGAAGUCUUCAUUUCUCUGUAAAAGAAGUCAAACAUGUGUUGACAUCAAGGACAACGUAGUGGAUGAAGGGUUCUAUUUCACCCCCAAAGGAGACGACCCAUGCCUGAGCUGCACCUGCCACGGUGGGGAGCCUGAGAUGUGUGUGGCUGCUCUCUGUGAGAGGCCCCAGGGCUGCCAGCAGUACCGCAAGGACCCCAAGGAGUGCUGCAAGUUCAUGUGCCUGGACCCAGAUGGCAACAGCCUAUUCGACUCCAUGGCCAGUGGGAUGCGUCUGAUUGUUAGCUGCAUCUCCUCCUUCCUCAUCCUGUCGCUGCUGCUUUUCAUGGUCCAUCGGCUUCGCCAGAGGCGCCGGGAGCGCAUUGAGUCCCUGAUUGGAGCAAACUUGCACCACUUCAACCUUGGCCGGAGGAUCCCUGGCUUUGAUUACGGCCCAGACGGGUUUGGCACCGGCCUCACACCACUACACCUUUCUGACGACGGAGAAGGCGGCACGUUCCACUUCCACGACCCUCCUCCUCCCUAUACUGCAUACAAGUACCCAGACAUCGACCAGCCUGAUGAUCCACCGCCGCCCUAUGAGGCCUCCAUUAACCCCGACAGCGUGUUCUACGAUCCUGCAGACAAUGAUGCCUUUGAGCCAGCAGAGGCCAGGCCGCAGACCCCCGGGGAUGGUGGCGGUGAAGGUGCAUCACCCCGGCGCUUAGAGCACCCUGUGCCCGCCGCAGGGACCUCUCUGGCAGACCUGGAAGACUCAGCCGACAGCAGCAGUGCCCUGCUUGUGCCCCCUGACCCUACACAGAGUGGGAGCACCCCAGCCACAGAGGCACUGCCCAGGGGUGGCCGCCACAGCCGCAAUUCCCUCAAUACAGUGGUAUAGAGGAUGGCCCAGCCCACGGGCCCAAGGGGCAGAGAGCACCUUUUUGCUGACGAGAAAACACGAUCCCCAUGGGAGACUCAAGGGGCCCCCAAGUGAGCCUGGACCCAACUGCACUGCCGCACACCCACUGUUGGCGUGCAUGUGCGAGUAGACCACACUGGCCUCCCGAGGGAGUGAACGCCUGCACCGAGUCUCCUUGAGGGCUUCAUAAACAUGCUUAGCUUUGGGUCCCUGUCUUUUUCUUUCCAAGUGGCAGAAGAAUGGCGAAGUUUGUUCAGACCACACGUUUCAGAAGUAGGGAACAAAGAAGGUACUGUGGGCAUGGACAGGGGUCAGACUACACCCAGCUUUGGUGGGCCUGCUCGCUGCAGUGUGCUGUCCAGAGGAGCCUGCCAGCUGGCCCCUGGGCCCCGGGGCCCACCAUGUAUGCCUCGCAAGCUGCUGCUCAGAAGGGCCGCUCUCGGGCACCGCUGUGUUUGUGACUGUCAGUAUUGUCUGGCCAGUUGGUCUGCCUUAGGGUAGACGCCCUUGGAGGUUACUACAGUGGCUCCUUUGAGGAUGCCCCCUGCCCAGCCAUGAACAUCAGGGGUGACCCCUACCCUGGGCUGAAGGCUGACCUGGGCCUCCAGCACCCAAGGCCCUGAGAGGGGGUCUUGGAAGGAGGUUGAACCCUCCACUCUGUCUUUCCAGCUAGGUCUCUGUGAAGCCCAGUUCUGUGCCAGGAGGCCCUGGCCCCACCCUGUCAUUUUUCUCCCCAGCAUUGCUGUGCAUGGCACCCCCAGGAGGCAGCCCUGGAGCUGGGCCAAGGCCCCUAGCCAUGCAUGUGUGUUCUGGCCAUGGAUCCUCCUUUGGGGUUUGGGGGCUGAGCCAGCUCCUGUCUCCUACCCCCUGGAGCCCCCACUCCUAUUGAAUUUGCUCCUGGGUCUGACCUGCGCCCCCACCCCAUCUUGUUUGUGCCAUAAAGGGUUGUUUCUUUGGGGGGAGGGGUGGCUGAAAUUAAUGCCCUGGGCUGUGUCCAUCUCCCAAAAGUCCACUUGCGUACCACCACCACUGAGCGGAGUGCCCAGUGGCUGCAUGCCACCUUCCUGUCCUCAGCAGCUCUGGGAGCUGGGUUCCCUUCCCCAGGGGCCUUUUGACCAAGGGACCCUGUUGCCUGCUCCUGGGCAGUGGUCUUUUCUCCUUACACGGGGCUUUUAGCAUUUCUGAGGUUUGGAGAUUAAGCGGGUUCUGUGCGAUUUUUAGCACAUCCAUAUCUUUUCUACGUUGAAUGUCUGGAUCUUUUCUUUCUGUAUGUAUGCGUGUGUCUGUGUGUGUGUACAUAUGUGUCCAAGUUUUGCAGGUGGUGGCAGUACACCAGGAUUUGGCCAUGGAGCCCCAUUUUCCCAGGCCAGCCAUGGCAUCUUGGGUGGCACCAAGAUGUGGCCAGGUCUGCACCUCUGCCCCUUGACUAAGAGCAUGGAGCCCUGCUCUUGGUCCCCCUUGUAGCCUUUCCAGACCAGCACACAGUGAUGGGGGGGGGGGCGGGGGAGGCACAGUGACAAGUGGGUGCUUCUGUGGUGCUCUGUAGUGACAGACCUCGGUGGCACAGUCCAGUCCUUAGGCAUGUUCUCACACUCUGCCAUUGGAAACCCAUUGUGUUCUUCCAGUGUGGAAUGAGAAUUUUGAGUUGCCCCACAGAACUGUCAUCUCCUGAGCUGGCCAGAGGUGUGAAUUUUGAACUGCCCAUCCAGGCUCACAGGAUCCAGAUUGCUGGAGGCAGGACUCAGGCAGGUGGGCAGCAUGCCACACAGGCUUGAGCUCCCCUUGCCAUAGGGCUGAUACUUCGAGAAUGCACCCUGGGCACAUGUGUCCCCCACUGGCUGCUGAAGACAAAGCAGGAUGCGUGUUGUGCCUCCAGCGUGCUGGGCUCAGAGCAGCCAAGGUCCAGAGCAGCAGCCAUGGAUCUUACUGGUGCCAGGUGAGUGUCCUGAGCAUGUCUGCUUUGGAGUGACCACCCCAAUGGAGCACUUACGGGCCUGAUGUCAACAGCCGAGUGUCCUUCACAGCUUCCCUGUCUCUGGCCCAGGCCUCAGAACCAUGUGUUGAGGAACAGGGCAGUUGGCACAAGAUGUUUGGGACCCGGGAACUCCCUUUGGGGACCAAAGGACCACUGGGCCCAUUCAGGCAUGCAGGAGGCGAGGAGGUGGCCUGAAGCAUGGUGGGCCCGCUUCUGGACUGGCCAGGGUUCUGUCCCAGCACCAGGGCGAUCAGCCCACUGACAUCCUUGGGCUGCACAGACCUCCACGCCGUGUGUGCAGGAGCUGGUGCCCGAGAGCUGAGCUCUGCUGGAGGGCGGUUGUGAGGGGAACAAGGUGGGGGAGCUGGGGUCUACCUGGCUGCCCUCAGCCUCCUGUCCAGUUGUGGCCAUUUGUAAGUUCUGACUGUGCUCCAGGAUCCAAUGAAGAAUCCCAAGGCCAAUCUGAGCUGAGACUGCUCCUGUGAGAGACUCGGCCCCCAGAGGUACAGGCCAGGCUCUUGGGAGGGGCCUCGUCCCGCAGGACCCAACUUACCUGAUGGAGGAGGGAGUCGAUACUGUACAUUGUCUCGAUGCCUGUUUUUUAUGUUCUCCUUUCACUAAGGGUUUUUAGUUUGGGUUUAUUUUUGGUUGGGUUGGCACUAAUCCUUUUCUUAAGAUGCUGUGAGAACCAUUUCAUCCAAAUGCCAAAUAAAUUUGUGUUCUGGAA